AUGGUUUUCAUCCCUGGUGAUAACAAAGUUCAAAUCCCCGAACUAGCCGAUACAGAGGGCCCGCCCGCCUACACCCCCUACGACACCCCCUACGAUACCCCCGCGCCGUCCACAAUUUCAGGCUCCAGCUAUCCACCAGAUUUCUCCUCCCUCCCUCCCACUCCCUCCUCCUCUAAUCCCUCAAUAUCCAUACCCAACAUCCCCAUUUCCAACGCCGUAUCCUCAUCUCGCUCAGUAUCCCUAUCUGGCCCUCUUAAAAUCCUCGAGUCAGUAUCUGGUUCCUCAUCCGUGACAUUGUAUCACCAUGUGACGGUUUGCGGCCCCGUAAAAGCGAGUGCUAAAAUUGUUCUCUACGAUCAUGUCACGGUAUCCGACGAUGUAAGAUCGAGUUCGUCUGUUUCGUUAGAUGGAGGAGCAGGGAAAGGGGGAGUUGUGAUUAUGGGGACUGUGAAAAGUAGUUCGAGCAUAGAGAUGAGAGGAAAUGUGUAUGUGCAGGGAGAUGUGAAGAGUAGCUCUAAGGUGUUACUGGAGGGAAUAGAAGGAUUGGUGAGGGUUGGAGGAAAGGUUGAUACGAGUGGACAGGUUACUAUCAGGGGAGCGGUAGAGGUAGGAAAUGUGGAGAGUAGUGGCAAGAUUAUCGUUGAGUCGUUAGAGAAGCAGAGGAUUGUUUUGGGAGAUUUACAAUCGAGAGGUGGAAUGGAGAUUGAGGGGGAUGUGGAAAUUCGCAACGAGCUGAAAGCUAGCGGUAAUGUGAAGAUUAACGGAAAGCUGCUUGUUCAUGGAAAUUUUACGGUCCAUGGCAAUGUCAAAGUUCAGGCUGGUUCCGAACUCAUUGUAAAUGGCAGGAGAACUAUACAUGGGAAGAUGGAGAAUGCUUAA
Messenger RNA from Botrytis deweyae, 879 nucleotides. RefSeq lists its product as uncharacterized. NCBI's taxonomy places the organism in Eukaryota, Fungi, Ascomycota, Leotiomycetes, Helotiales, Sclerotiniaceae. The record is from RefSeq and is a predicted model, not a curated record. The coding region runs from base 1 to 879 and encodes 292 amino acids. The transcript has 2 exons.